Molecule: messenger RNA, 1813 nt
Organism: Jaminaea rosea
Lineage: Eukaryota; Fungi; Basidiomycota; Exobasidiomycetes; Microstromatales
Product: putative VMA2-H+-ATPase V1 domain 60 kd subunit, vacuolar
Exons: 6
Coding region: 24-1685 (553 amino acids)
Biological process (GO): proton transmembrane transport; ATP metabolic process
Cellular component (GO): proton-transporting V-type ATPase, V1 domain
Molecular function (GO): ATP binding; proton-transporting ATPase activity, rotational mechanism
Source: RefSeq, a predicted model, not a curated record
UCCUCCCUCCGACCUCGCCCAUCAUGUCAAGCGCACGUAUGAGCGACAAGGAGCUCUUUGACCUCAACGCAAAGGCGGCCGUCAAGGAGUAUUCCGUCGACCCGCGCUUGGACUACCGCACUGUCUCUUCUAUCAAUGGGCCUCUCGUCAUUCUCGACAAUGUCAAGUUCCCAUCGUACAACGAAAUUGUCUCACUCACUCUUCCCGACGGAUCUCGUCGUGGCGGUCAGGUCCUCGAAGUCAGCGGCAACAAGGCCGUCGUCCAAGUCUUCGAAGGCACAUCAGGCAUCGAUGUCAAGGCGACGCACAUCGAAUUCACCGGUUCGUCGAUGAAGCUGCCUGUAUCGGAGGACAUGCUGGGCAGAAUCUUCAACGGUAGCGGUAACCCCGUUGACAAGGGACCCAAGGUCUUUGCCGAGGACUACAUUGACAUCAAUGGCUCGCCCAUCAACCCGUAUGCCCGUGUCUACCCCGAGGAGAUGAUUCAGACGGGCAUCUCAACAAUCGAUGUCAUGAACUCCAUCGCCCGAGGUCAGAAGAUCCCAAUCUUCUCCGCCUCCGGUCUCCCGCACAACGACAUUGCCGCCCAAAUCUGUCGCCAGGCCGGCCUCGUCAAAAAGGGCGACUCGCGAGGCGAUGGCAAGCAGCAAGGACGCCCCUCAAAGGGCAUCCACGACGACCACGAGGACAACUUCUCCAUCGUCUUUGGUGCCAUGGGUGUCAACAUGGAGACGGCUCGCUUCUUCAAGCAGGACUUCGAGGAGAAUGGAUCUCUCGACCGUGUGACGCUCUUCUUGAACUUGGCAAAUGACCCGACGAUCGAGCGUAUCAUUACGCCUCGUCUUGCCCUCACCACCGCAGAGUACUUUGCCUACCAGCUCGAGAAGCACGUCCUCGUCGUCCUUACCGACAUGACUUCGUACGCCGAUGCCCUCCGUGAGGUCUCCGCCGCCCGCGAGGAGGUGCCCGGUCGUCGAGGAUACCCCGGUUACAUGUACACGGACUUGUCCACCAUCUACGAGCGUGCAGGCCGAGUAGCAGGGCGCAACGGGUCCAUCACUCAGAUUCCCAUUCUCACGAUGCCCAACGACGAUAUCACUCACCCGAUCCCGGACUUGACGGGUUACAUUACCGAGGGACAGAUCUACGUCGACCGUCAGCUGCACAACCGACAGAUCUACCCGCCCAUCAACGUGCUCCCUUCGCUCUCCAGGUUGAUGAAGUCAGCCAUCGGCGCCAAACACACUCGUGCGGACCACUCGGACGUCUCGAACCAGCUGUACGCCCUCUACGCCACCGGAAAGGACGUCGCAGCCCUCAAGGCCGUGGUGGGUGACGAUGCGCUUUCCUCCGAGGACAAGCUCGCUCUCCAGUUCCUCGACAAGUUCGAGCAAGGCUUCGUACAGCAGGGGGCAUACGAGGCACGUACCAUCUUUGACUCCCUUGAUGUGGGAUGGAACCUGCUCCGCAUCUUCCCCAAGGAGAUGCUCAGCCGAGUCAGCCCCAAGGUGCUCAAGGAGUGGUACUCGAAGCGUGGAGGUGGAACUCAGAAGGGCAAGAAUGACGAUGAUGAGGAUGGCAGGAGGGACAAGGGGACCAGGGAUACGAGCGGCGAGGGAGAGGGGAAGAGUGAGGGGUCCAAGGACAAGGAUGGCGCAAAGGAGGGCAACCUCAUCGACGCCUGAUGGGACGCGCUACCCCAUUCUUCAUCGCCCUCCGCCCUGCCCACCGGGCUCUCUUCAUUUUUCGCUGCCGUUCUUGUGCUCGUUCCAUGCUGCCUUCACUCAAAUACAUAUGGAUUCCUGCUCAGCCC